Molecule: messenger RNA, 2869 nt
Organism: Thamnophis elegans (Western terrestrial garter snake)
Lineage: Eukaryota; Metazoa; Chordata; Lepidosauria; Squamata; Natricidae
Gene: SOCS4
Product: suppressor of cytokine signaling 4
Exons: 2
Coding region: 988-2295 (435 amino acids)
Biological process (GO): phosphatidylinositol phosphate biosynthetic process; intracellular signal transduction
Cellular component (GO): phosphatidylinositol 3-kinase complex
Molecular function (GO): 1-phosphatidylinositol-3-kinase regulator activity
Source: RefSeq, a predicted model, not a curated record
GCUGCGCCUGUGGGCAGCGCGGCUGAAGGACGGACUGACGGCGGCAAGGGUGGGGUUAGAAAGAGGGCGGUCAAGUCGCCGGCGUCCUUCUUUAGCCCCCUUCGUCCUGGAAAUCGUAGGGGUUGCUGCUCCGUUCCCUCUGCCACCCUCCUUCUCCUUCCCUGUCCUGUCCCGUUGUUUUAACGCUUCUUUUGGGACACAGAUUUUAGGGGGUGGGUGGGAGAGAGAGAGAGAGAGAAAACACGCUCCUGUUUUGCAAGAACAGCAGCUUUCUUGGCCAUGGUCCUCUUUUCCCUUUUACUGUCCGUCCCCCCGUCUCCAUAUAUCGAGACUUCUGCAGCUUUUCCAGACCUUCUUCCCCGUCCCACCCCCAGCCUUCUUUCCUUUGCAGUUUAAUUGCAACCAUAUGUAAACUAACUAGAAAUAACUUUCCAUGUAUCCUAAAGGGAUUCAUUCCCUCCCAAAAGAAUGGAUUUCCAAUGGCAGCUAUUGCUUCUCUUUCCUAACUUCCCUCCACCUUCAGCCACUUUUUCCUAGCAUACUUUGCUUUUCAGUUUCCUCUAUUUCUUUAUUUUCUCAACCUUCCUCCUCCAAUUUGCUUUCUUUCCCUCCCUGCCGCCCUCCCUCUCCCCCCUCUCACACACCCACACCCACACACCAACAGAAGGUUUGAAGAUCCUCCCCUUCAGUUCAGACAUCUUCCCUUCUCUCCUCCUUUCUCAUCCUUGGACCCCCUUAGCCCCAAUCCUUCCUCCUCCAGCUGUGCUGUUGCUCCGUCAUCCUUUGUGUCUGAUGGCGAGUAGUGGUGCCUGUCAGUGCCACGAUAUUUGGACGAGGUUUCUCUUUCUUCCCUGCUUUUUGGCAUCCCUUCAAAAUGUUUCUUGGGUGAGCAGCAGGUAUAGCCUCAGAACACAUGAGGAGUGCUUUCUGUGAAGAAUUUGGGCAACGUUAGUUCUGGAAUCUUUAUGAAGCAUUUAACUUUAAAGCAUGGCAGAAAAUAAAGAAAGGAAACCUAAAAAUGCAGAUGUGAGACCCAAAACCAGCCGGAGUAGAAGUGCAGACAGAAAGGACGGAUACGUAUGGAGUGGAAAGAAGCUUUCCUGGACAAAAAAGAGUGAGAACAGUUCUAAUGCCGAAAUGGCAAACGCCUCAGGAAUACCUACAUUAAGCCUAAGGAACCAGGAGAGAAAACAGAGCUGUUCUUCAGCUGAGAUGGAGUUGGAACAUGUAUGUGGUCACAGGUUCCUAAGCCGUUCUUUUAAACAGAAAUUGCAGGAUGCGAUGGGACAAUGUUUUCCCAUAAAGAGUUGCAACACUCGGCGUUCUUCAGGGCUGUCACCAAAGAGGAAAAUACAUAUCAGUGAGCUUAUGCUGGACAAAUGCCCUUUCCCACCACGAUCUGAGCUAGCAUUCCGAUGGCACUUAAUCAAGCAGCACACUGCCCCUGUAAGACAAAAAUCUGAAAGCUGGCUAAGUGUGGGUUCAUCCAAAGGUGAAAGGAAAGAUGAAGACCUGAGAGAGAUUGACGGGACAGAUGAGCCAGACUCCGAUGUAUUGCAGGAAAGUAACGUUAUUGACUCCUAUCCGUGUGAUCCUCAAGAGGAAUCUGCCAUGGGUGGCAAGCAGCUAAAGAGCAGCAGAGAGGAAAGUGACAUGGACUCUGAUGAUGAAGUAGUGACACUCUGCACCAGCUCCAGGAAGAGAAACAAACCACGGUGGGAAAUAGAGGAUGACCUUCUGCAGCUGCAGAUGCCACUCAGAUAUCACACCCAGAUUGAUUAUGUUCAUUGUCUGGUUCCUGACCUCCUUCAGAUCAAUAAUAACCCAUGUUACUGGGGAGUGAUGGAUAAAUACGCUGCAGAAGCACUUUUAGAUGGAAAGCCAGAAGGGACUUUUUUAUUACGUGAUUCUGCCCAGGAGGAUUACUUAUUUUCCGUUAGUUUCAGGCGUUAUAGUCGUUCUCUUCAUGCCAGGAUCGAACAGUGGAAUCACAACUUCAGCUUUGACGCUCAUGAUCCAUGCGUCUUCCAUUCUCGUGACAUUACUGGGCUUUUAGAACAUUAUAAAGAUCCAAGCUCUUGUAUGUUCUUUGAGCCACUUCUCUCGACUCCCUUACACAGAACUUUCCCUUUUUCCCUUCAACAUCUAUGCAGGACAGUUAUUUGUAAUUCUACAACGUACGAUGGCAUAAAUGCACUUCCUGUUCCUCCAUCUGUAAAGCUGUAUUUGAAAGAAUAUCAUUAUAAAUCAAAAGUAAGAGUCCUCAGGAUUGAUGUACCAGAUCAACAUGCCUAGAAAGACAUUCUGGAAAUUAUUUAUAAUUAUUCUGGGAGAUUUUGUUUUUAUUUCUCUUUCUUAUUAAUAAAAUUUUCAUGCAAAAAUAUCUACAGAUCAUACUUAACUUUGCCUGAGCCUUAUGUCCAAAUAGAUUUUUACUUCUUGCCCCAAUGAACAGGUUUCUGUAAAAAAACACAAAAUUGGUACUAAUAUUCUAUAAAGUUUUGUGAAAUUUCAAGGAAGCUAUUUUUAAGUUUUCAUUCAAGCUUAACUUUUUAGAUACGAAGCUAAGUCAAGAUUAAAUUUGACUUAUCUUUUAUAAACUAAUUUAUAUGCACUACAGGCAUGCUUGAAAAACUGAAUAUAGUAGCUCUUCCAGAAUUGCCAAUUUGUAUGUUUUUUUUUAAAUUAUCCUGUCCUUGCUAUAAAAAAUAAAAUUAAUAAGAUUGUGAUGCUCCUACCAUUCUGGGUACUGGUGGUUUUAAAUUUCAUAUAGGUUGCUUAAAUUUUGAGAUUAAAUGUCACAACCAUAUGCUGUUUGUCAGAACAUGAUUUGGAGUUUUUAUCAUUUUUAAUAAAUGUUGACUAUAUA